Molecule: messenger RNA, 1966 nt
Organism: Anneissia japonica
Lineage: Eukaryota; Metazoa; Echinodermata; Crinoidea; Comatulida; Comatulidae
Product: yrdC domain-containing protein, mitochondrial-like
Exons: 5
Coding region: 99-776 (225 amino acids)
Biological process (GO): regulation of translational fidelity
Cellular component (GO): cytoplasm
Molecular function (GO): tRNA binding; nucleotidyltransferase activity; double-stranded RNA binding
Source: RefSeq, a predicted model, not a curated record
AUGAAAGAAGCUGCAGCAUGUGUUGCAUGGUUGCAUCAGUCUGACUGUUGUGGUCGUGUUAUUGUCAAGAAGUUAUGUAACAGGCGUGUAAUUUACAAAUGAUUUCAGUGUUUGGAAAAAAGAUGUCAAAGAUUGUAAACAUUAAAACUGAUCCUAUAGCAGCAGUAGCAUUGGCAGCCAAAAGGCUAACAGAAGGCAAGGUGAUAGCUGUGCCUACAGACACCAUCUAUGGCAUUGCAGCCUUGGCUCAGUCGCUUGAGGCUGUCCAACAAUUGUACACCAUUAAAGGUCGCAAUUCCCAGAAACCAAUAGCUGUAUGUGUUUCACAAAUAGAAGAUAUUCCAAAAUGGGCUAAUGUAACAGUACCUAACACUUUACUUGAUGAGAUUCUGCCAGGUCCAGUCACUUUAGUAUUUGAGAGGUCUGCUGCCCUCAACCCAGAAUUCAACCCAACAACAUCAUUGAUUGGUCUCAGGAUUCCAGACCAUCAGUUUGUGUGUCAAGUUGCCGAUCAAGUAGGGACCCCACUAGCUCUGACAAGUGCAAAUAUUAGUUCCGUUCAGAGCUCACUUUCCAUCCAGGAGUUUCAAGAAUUGUGGCCAAAAUUGGAUAUUGUAUUUGAUGGUGGAGUGAUCGGCGAAACUGCGGAAUCUAGACUGGGGUCAACAGUUGUAAAUUUAGCUGAUCAGGGUUAUUAUAAAAUCAUCAGAAAUGGAAGUGCAUAUGAACAUACAGUGAAUAUCUUACAAAAACAUGGACUAAAAGAGGCAAGGUAACAUCAACUAGGUAGUACAGUAGUGUGAGAAAAGAAAUUUUGUGGAAAUUUGCUUAGUCGACAGCAAGACAGCAAUUAAUAUGCCAAAAAAUGUGCCAUCAUAGGAUGUGUUGUGGAUUGAAGAAUUAUUCUGAAGAUGAUCAAAUUCACAUUCUUCAUUAUUCCAAUUUGAUUCCAUUAAUUGCCAGAUGUUGUUUUGUUUUCAUACAUUAAUUUAAAUGAGAAUUUAAACUUGGUAUGGACAGUACAAGUAAUGUAGUGAUAUUUUUUAGUUAUUUUAUUAUUGUCCUCAAUUUUUUUGUUAAUAAUUAAUUGCCUAUUAUACAACUCUUGAGAAAUAAAAGAUGUCAUUAAUUGGAAAAUACAGUGGAAUGUACCAGGUUGUACUCAUCUGAGGCGUUGGGUGGUUUCGGCCUGGGGUGAAAAAAAUCCAAAUGCAGAACUAAUACCAACUCCAGUAGAAACUCAAUUGUCUUUCUCAAACCCCACUUCGAAACUAAUUUGCUGCCAUAGAGUGGAGGUGUGUCCACACUCCUGCACCCCCAGACCACACCUGUGAACCAUAUGAAAAAUCAGAGUCUUGUCCAGUUUUUAGCUAGAACCUUAAUAAUCCUAGCAAAUGUUUUGUCUUUGGUAGUACAAGAUAUUACUUGUAGUAUCUGAAUAUAUUAUAUUUGGCUAAACCAAGGCACAUGUGUGAUGCAUAUUGUUUGUGCUAAUAUUUAUAUUCAAUUGGUGCUGAUUAUUAGACAAAAUACUACCUCAGAGUUUACAAUGGGUAUUUUUUCUGUGACACAUCUCAAUAAAUAAUUCUUUAUUAAACUUAUUAACACUGUUUGCUAUAUUCUAGUAUAGACCCUUACUUGUGUGGUAAUCAAUAUAAGGUCCUUUCGUGGUGCCAAGUUUUUUUAUACUGUAUCAACAGAAAUUUUUCUGAUCUGUGUAUAAUUUGAGGGUAUUACUUAUUUGAGCUAUUUAGUGUUUUAAUUUAAUUUCUGAGGGCUAGUUUAAUAACAGGCUGUUUAAAAAAAAUGUAUAAAGUACAAGAAAAGACUGUUGUCACUUACUUAAUUAUAGAUUGGUAUAUAUGGGGUGUGUCCAUAUUUUAGUACUAAAAUUUUUUGAACUAUUGGUAUUAUACUACAUAUUUAUCUUUGAAACUAUUAAACUAUAUCAAGACAGAAACUUAAA